UCAUGGCCUAAAGAUUUAAUAAUUGCAAUAUGGUUCAAUUUUCUUUCAUUGCACACGUUCUGGCAGUACCGCCGUGAGAACCCCAGCUCCAAAGUGGGUGACCCACCUCCUGAUGGUCAACCAGGCUUCAACAGUGGAGUGAUGCUCUUGGAUCUGGAGGCAAUGAGGCACUCAGAGCUCUAUAACUCCCUACUGGAGCCCAAGCUGCUAAGCCAUUUGGCAGACAAGUAUCACUUUCAUGGCCACUUGGGGGAUCAGGACUUCUUCACCAUGGUGGGCAUGGAGUACCCAUCCCUCUUUCAUGUGCUUGAUUGCUCCUGGAACAGGCAGCUGUGCACCUGGUGGCGGGAUCAUGGCUAUGCAGACGUCUUUCACCUCUACUUCAGCUGUGAGAAGCUGAUCAAGAUUUACCAUGGCAACUGCAAUACUGUCAUCCCUGAAGACUGAAGGGGACCUUGGGGCUAGUGGUGUGGAGGUGUGUCAUCUGGACCUUCAAGCAGAGAGUGGCUGGGGCUAUCCUGCCCCUACCACUUAUUACCAAGAUUGCCCUCUGCUUCAUUUUGAAUGUAUCAGAGUGGGAUGGUAGCUCCCAGUUACAGGGUUGUACCUGUUUACAGCCUUGAGGGUCUGGAUGUUCCUUUCUAUUCCAGGACUCCUCAGGUGCUGUGUUGUGUGAAAGGCACACAUUUUGUUCUGACCUUUUCUUCAUAAAUGUUAUCAUUUUGCUCAAACGUUUUGUUCUGAGUAAGAAUUCCCUCAUAGUGGCUAUUGUGUAUGUGACUGUUACCUUAAAUGUCUUUGAAUGCCACAUGGGGGGCUGUGUUAUACUUUGACUGAAAGAGAAUGGGUGCUCCGGCCUGGGUCAACAUGAAGAACAGAUUGUUGCAUUAGCAGCUACCUUUUAGGGUGAUCAUGUUGAGCCCAAACGUGAAAGCCCCUGUUGUUUUUAAGUGGUUGGCCUGCCUUCAUCAUGUCACCUUCCUUGAAUGUAAAGCAUGAAUGAGGAGUGUCAGGGUUGUCCCCUCAUCCAGAGCCUUUUUAUUGUUUUUGCCACCUAUAGCUCCUUACACUGAUUCUGCUCAUCUUCUCUUUGCACAUUCCAUAAAUAAGUGGAAUAAGCAAUCCAUCCUCAUCAUGGAACGGGCUGACCCCCACUUACCCCCCCUAACCUUGAAAUAUGUGUUCAGGUUCUGUGCCCGUUGUGUUUUUUUUUUUUGUUUUUUUUUCCCAUGCCUGAAUUUAAUUAAAGCUAACAAAAACUUUACAUAAAAAUACUAUGUCUUCCUUUUUUGUCACCCCAAAAUAUAUCACAGCUAAGCAGUAAUGGAUGUGAAUGUAAGUGACAACCUGUCUCAGUUUUGAGCAUAUUCUCAAUGUUUGUGUUGCACCCGGCUGAUGUCAGUUUAUAGUUGUCCUCUAGUGGGCUCUGACAGCUGGGUUUUGGGUGAGUGACAAGUGCCUGUCAGGCCUGCAAAGACUUGGAAAUCAGCAGAAUGAAUGAUUGCCUUUUUGUUACUUCAGAUUGACUGUUUCUUUUGUCUUUUCAGGACUAUGCACUGAUUUGUAAAAUUGUAAUAAAAAAAUGAAACCAAGAACAAGCCAAGACCAUGUGGCAUACUUAUUGUUUGCAUGUCCUUCUACAGUUAAAGUGUUUGGUCUUUUUGGCAGGCGUGUCAUGUUCAUUGUUGAGCACUUGGCUUCUCACAUUGAUCCUUUUGUAGGACUUGCACUUACUCAGUUAUGUAGGGAGCUAGCACUGCACUUGUCCCCAUUCUUCAUCUUUUCUGUGUCUCUCCCUCCAAAGAAAGUUCUGAAUUCACCCCACUCUCUUUGUUUGACACUGAACUUAAAUCCAAAAGGCCUUCCCAGCUUCACUCUUGAGCCAGGCUAUGCCAUUCCUUUGCUUCAGCAUAGAGGAGCCUCCGCAUCUUGCUUAAAAUUCCAUGAUUAAUAAUCUGAAUCUUUUUUUUUCCCCCCAGUUGUUCAUGUAAUUGUGUUUUCAAUCUAAACUCUAAUAGUAGGCAAUGGGUAAUGGUCAACUGUGUGAACAGAACACUAGAUACCUUUGCUGCUCAAAGCAUCAUCCUGUUAACUUGUGUGAAAAAACAAUGCCCUUCUAGAUUUAGUAAGCUGUAGUAGCACAUUUAACUUCAGUUCUUCUGACCAAAUGUGUCAUGUAGGCCAUCUUGUCAAAUUCUCUCCAUUGUGGUCUGCAUCAUUUUCAUUUCCUAGCAAGAAUGGCUUGUUUUAGGUUUUGACAGAACAUUUCUGAGAGCUUGAACCGGGACUUUGACAUUUUAAAAGUUCUGUAUAGUUUUCAGUCAUUUGGUUGUUCAUUUGUUGGCUGGUGUGUUUUGUAUAUGGUAGUCUCAUAGUAUGAGCCACGAGUGCUACAGAUUCAGCUGACAGUCCCCUUUGUUCAUAAGGGUACUGCCAUAUGUCUUUCGUCUAUCUCUCCAGAUCACAGCCCUGGUUUACAACAGCUUUUGUAAUUAAGAGUUCGAUUUCUAUCACACCUGAUACACAGACCGACCAUUUUGGAAUUUUCUGUUAUUGCACGUGAGGACACUGGGGAGCCCUAACACGGUAAGAAAAGUUCCCACCAUGGUCACGGUUGCACAG
Polypterus senegalus (gray bichir) is the source of this 2622-nucleotide messenger RNA. Its product is annotated as xyloside xylosyltransferase 1-like. The coding region runs from base 142 to 447 and encodes 101 amino acids. The transcript is spliced from 2 exons. The record is from RefSeq and is a predicted model, not a curated record. NCBI's taxonomy places the organism in Eukaryota, Metazoa, Chordata, Cladistia, Polypteriformes, Polypteridae. Gene Ontology annotation, molecular function: UDP-xylosyltransferase activity.